GUGGGUCGCAAGUCGCAACCUCAACUCUCCACAGACAAGAAGAUAAUGUGAGAUAACCCACAUUAGUUUCCCAAUUCCGCAACCCCUUUGCACUCUCCUCUCAAACUCCAAAACCUCUCCACUUCACUUCUCAUUCUCACAAACAAAAACCCAAAACAAAAUGGCUUCAAUCUCAUCCAUACUCUCACCUCCCAAUAAUCUCCUUUACAACCCCACAAAACCCCUUACACUCGCACCAAAACUCCAUUUCCAAACCCCCAAAAAAACCCAUUUCCAAAACCUUCCCAGCUUCACUUUCUCACCUCUCAUUCUCUCCCCCAAGCGCUCCCAAGUGCUCUUUGCUGUGGCUGAGGACACCCAAGUUGAUGUGUCCUCCGAGGCUGCAAGGAAGCUCUACAUUGGCAACAUUCCUAGGACUGUGGAUAAUGCUGAGCUCACCCGGAUUGUCGAAGAGCAUGGUGCUGUGGAGAAGGCUGAGGUGAUGUUUGAUAAGUACUCUGGAAGAAGCCGCCGAUUUGCAUUUGCUACAAUGAAGACAGUUGAGGAUGCAAAUGCAGUAGUAGAGAAACUGAAUGGAACUGAAAUUGGAGGACGUCAGAUCAAAGUAAACAUAACAGAAAAGCCUUUGUCAACAGUAGAAUCUUCACUUUUGCAAGUAGAGGAAUCUCAAUUUGUUGAUAGCCCCCACAAAGUUUAUGUAGGAAAUCUUGCAAAGGCAGUAACCACGGAAAUUCUUGAAAAGUUCUUUUCUGAAAAGGGAAAGGUUCUUAGUGCAAAGGUUUCUCGGGUUCCAGGGACCUCAAAAUCCAGUGGGUUCGGGUUUGUUACAUUUUCUUCAGAUGAGGAUGUAGAAACUGCAAUCACAUCUUUUAACAACACUUUGUUAGAAGGGCAACGAAUUCGUGUAAAUAAGGCAUAAAGUAGGUGGCAGCAACAUGGGAUUUUGGAGCAUGUUCAACUUUGUAUCCAUUGUACUAAAAAUUAGGGCAGUUUUUAUUUAUUUAUUUUAUAUGAAAUACAUUUUAAUGAAUUAGUACUGGGUCUCCUACAUAGUUCUGAUCCUUUUUUUGAUAAGGUUAUGCAAUUUGUUCUACAAAAGCUUCCUGGUGCAUCUACUGGUAUAAGAAUAUAGUAUGAGUAUUUUAUGUCAAGCAUGGCAAA
This is a messenger RNA of Quercus robur (English oak), 1161 nucleotides long. RefSeq names its product 30S ribosomal protein 2, chloroplastic. Gene Ontology annotation, molecular function: mRNA binding. Gene Ontology annotation, cellular component: cytosol. Bases 161 to 919 code for a protein of 252 amino acids. NCBI's taxonomy places the organism in Eukaryota, Viridiplantae, Streptophyta, Magnoliopsida, Fagales, Fagaceae. The transcript is spliced from 4 exons. The record is from RefSeq and is a predicted model, not a curated record.